AAUAAUACUAACAAAGUAACAAUGGAUCUGGAUUCCAGAUUCAGGCAACAAAAUAUGGGUCGGGUCACUAUAUAAUAUUGGAGGUAAGGAACACAAGUUCUAACCACUUAAGGGAGGAGCUCUGCUGUGCUGCUCAUCAUCUUCUUCUGUCAUAUACAGAGAUGGCUUCAGAUUCUAAAGUCUAUCACUUUGAUGAGGUGGCACAGCACAAGUACAAGAAAGAUUGCUGGAUUAUAGUCUCUGGAAAGGUUUAUGAUGUCACUCCUUUUCUGGAGGAACACCCUGGAGGUGAUGAAGUCUUGCUAUUAGCAGCUGAUAGGGAUGCAACUGAUGAUUUCAAUGAUGUUGGCCACAGCGAUUCUGCAAAGGAGAUGAUGGAAAAGUACUACGUAGGCGAGGUUGACACAUCCACAAUACCAGAGCAGCCAAAUUACAAGCUGCCUGCACAAGCAACAGCUCCUCAAGCUGACCAAUCUUCUGGAUUUGUGGUAAAACUUCUACAGUUUCUGCUGCCCUUGUUGAUCUUGGGGGCUGCAUUUGCUCUGCAAUACUACAGUAAAAAGAAGUAGUUCAGUUCUCCUUUCACACGGAACUUAAUGUUAUUUGAGACCAAGAAUGUCUAUCACUCAAGUGGUAAUAAUGGAGUUUUCCAUUGGUACUGUACAUUUUUAAAUAUCUUGUACUACCCGUUCAUAUAUUUGUAUGUGUGCUUGGAAUCUAUCGACUUGGGAAUGCAUAUUGAAAAGAUUUGCCUUUCAGCA
Molecule: messenger RNA, 761 nt
Organism: Rosa chinensis
Lineage: Eukaryota; Viridiplantae; Streptophyta; Magnoliopsida; Rosales; Rosaceae
Product: cytochrome b5
Exons: 4
Coding region: 162-569 (135 amino acids)
Cellular component (GO): intracellular membrane-bounded organelle; membrane
Molecular function (GO): heme binding
Source: RefSeq, a predicted model, not a curated record